AUGAACUUCAGAGCUAUUAUCCUUCUAUUUUUGCUGACAGUUUUGAUGACAACUUAUGCUGCACCAUUGACAGUUCUAGUUCCUACUCAAGACAUUUUUUAUACCCCACCAGAAGGAUUCGAAAAAUAUUCCAAUGGUCAUAUUCUCAAGCUAAGAAAAACACCACAUCCUAUAAGAAGAGAGAAGCAGCAAAUUAAUAUAAAGAAUUCUUGGCAAGCUAUGGUUAGAUCCAGCGAUUCGUUUGGAGCACCCAACACGAUUGUUACUACAAUUAUGGAGCCUUAUAACGCUGACCCCGAGAAAGUGGUCUCCUACCAGAUCUUCGAAAAUUCAGCAUGUGUUGACUGUCCACCUUCAUAUGGAUUACAACUUGGUGCAAAUGAUACUACUCUCUCUGAGCUGAAGGAAAUGUAUUUCAUUGAAAUAGCAUUAAAUAAGGGUUGGUUUGUCGUCGCUCCUGACUAUGAGGGUCCAAAGGCAGCAUUCAGUGCAUCGAUACAAGAAGGGCGUGCUACUUUGGAUUCAAUAAGAGCGGUAUUGAAAAGCUCGAAUACAACAGGUAUCAGUAAUCACGCCAAAGUGGCUAUGUGGGGUUAUUCAGGAGGUACAAUACCUACUACCUGGGCAGCCGCCUUACAACCGACAUAUGCCAGUGAGUUGAAAGCUAAUUUAGUUGGUGCCGCAUUUGGUGGUUUAGUUAGUAAUAUUACUUCAACAGCUGAGCUUUUAGAUGGUGGAGUCCAUGUUGGAUUAACUGUCGCAUCGAUUGCAGGAAUAGCUAAUGAAUACCCGGAUUUUAAAGAAGUCGUCAUGAAUGAUCUUUUACCUAAUAGGACCGAUCAAUUUAAUGAGAUUUAUAACUUGUGUAUGACACCUGAAGGUCCAUAUUAUUCAGAACAAAAUAUUUUUUCUGGACCUGAAAGAUAUUUUAAAAGUGGUUGGGAUAUUUUGAAGAACCCUACUGUAUUGAAAGUACUCAAUACAAAUAUUUUGGGAUUAACUAAAGACCAGGGCAUCCCUGAUAUUCCACUUUUUCUAUAUCAUGGCGAAAAAGACACAAUGGCUUCAAUUGAACAAGCUCAGAGAGUUUAUGAUAAUUGGUGUGAUUGGGGAAUUGGAUCAUUCGAAUUUGCAGCCGACGCUUCUGUUGGUCACCAUUUAGCAGCGCUCACGGGUUUAGGGGCUGCAGUAGAAUGGCUUAACAAUCGAUUGGAAGGAGAAGUUACAAUUCAAGGGUGUAGCAAAACAGUGAGAAAGUCUAACGCUUUCUACCCAGGGAUUGAAAAAUCUGUAUUUGAUUUUAUUAUUUCCACAGCAAAGAGUUGGUUUGGAAUUCAAAUUGGUCCUAGCGGGUUGAGCCCAGCACUUGGGGAUACAGGUCGCACCACUGUAGCUACCAAUAAUGGUAAUGUUGUUGUUGAUCAAGCAUAUAUUGAUAAAAUUAACUGGUAA
Molecule: messenger RNA, 1452 nt
Organism: Debaryomyces fabryi
Lineage: Eukaryota; Fungi; Ascomycota; Pichiomycetes; Serinales; Debaryomycetaceae
Exons: 1
Coding region: 1-1452 (483 amino acids)
Biological process (GO): lipid catabolic process
Molecular function (GO): triacylglycerol lipase activity
Source: RefSeq, a predicted model, not a curated record